CAACUUUUAUUUAUUUCUUUAUCCUUUCUGCCACCACCCAGCACAAAAAUGCAGACACCCUUUGCCAGCUAAAUUUCAGUGAUUCAGCUAUCUAGCCCAUUUAGCCAUCUCCAACAUUACUAUUGUCUACAUUGCAUUAAACAUAAAUAUAAAAAUAAAUCAUAUAGUGUCAUAUACAUAGUGGCCAAAUUACAUAUUCUCAGAUAUGGGAAGAGCUCCUUGUUGUGAGAAAGUGGGUUUGAAGAAGGGAAGAUGGACCGCAGAGGAGGAUGAAAUUUUGACCCAAUAUGUUAAGGCAAAUGGGGAAGGUUCUUGGAGGUCAUUGCCCAAAAAUGCAGGUUUGCUUAGAUGUGGUAAAAGUUGUAGAUUAAGAUGGAUUAACUAUUUGAGAGCUGAUCUCAAAAGGGGAAAUAUUUCUUCUGAAGAGGAAAGUAUCAUUAUCAAGAUGCAUGCUUCUUUUGGCAACAGGUGGUCCUUGAUUGCAAGUCACUUGCCAGGCAGAACAGACAACGAGAUUAAAAACUACUGGAACUCACACUUGAGUAGAAAAGUUUACAGCUUCCGAGGAACAUCAACAACAAAUUAUAAUAAUAUCAAAGAGAUAGAGAUUCCAUCAGAAGAAGGAAUCAUAGUGGAUACACCUCCCAAACGUAAAGGUGGUAGAACUAGUCGAUGGGCUAUGAAGAAGAACAUACGAUAUAUAUCCCAAAAUGUUUUCCAAAAAAGUGAACCUGCUUCAAUUGUUACACUUCCACCCACCCCUACACUAGAGACCGAGAAAAUGGUUAUGGGCUCAGUAAAUGGGCCUUGUUCUAGUGGUGAAAAUAAUGAUAUUGAAGCUGAUUGUGACCGUAUGUUUGGACCAGAUCUGAAGGUCAUUAAUGAUGGUGAGUUGUUAGAUUUUAAUGAUAUUAUCAUGGAUGCUUUGGAGGUGGAAGAGGUAAAAGAAAGUAAUGAUGAAAAUGUGGUUGUGAUUAAUGAAAUAGUGGUGGGGGACAAAGACACCAACACAAAUGGAACAAAGGGCAUAGAGAGAAAUGAUAAUGUGACGAAUCAAUGUUCGAAUGAGGAGUUAAAUUCUUCGGGUUUGGAUGAUAACUUGGAUUGGGAGAGUGUUAUGCCAUUGUUGAAUCAGAAAGGUCAAUCGUUGCUGUGGGAGCAAGAUGAAAACAUGCUGACUUGGUUGUUGGAUGAUGAUCAAUGGGAAAAGGAUUUUCAGAGAUUUCGAGAUAUUGAUCCUCAAAAGCAAAAUGCUUUGGUUUCUUGGUUUUAAUCUUCAACUUUAGCACUUUACUUUUUGGGUAUACUGUUUAGCUUUUGGAAUGUUUUCGGGUGUAAAAAAAUUAACUAAAAACAGGGUACCGUUUUAUUUUCACACAAAAAAUAGUAGUAUUUCAAAUUCACUCGUGCAUGUAGUGAUUAUAUGAAGUAUAAAUAUGUAAUAGUAUGUUUGUUCA
Molecule: messenger RNA, 1457 nt
Organism: Medicago truncatula (barrel medic)
Lineage: Eukaryota; Viridiplantae; Streptophyta; Magnoliopsida; Fabales; Fabaceae
Product: transcription factor MYB12
Exons: 3
Coding region: 206-1273 (355 amino acids)
Source: RefSeq, a predicted model, not a curated record